AUGCCAGAAGACGACCGCAAACCCGGCGAUGCCCUGAGAGACAGAGGCAGGGAUGGUCGAGGCAUGAAUUCUAUCCGAACGCAUUCUCCCCCUCCUGCUUCUCAUCGUUCAACGGGACGCGAUAGGGAUAAGAGGAAGGGUAGCUCCCAGGAUCCCUCCGUCCACAGGUCUCAGCCUGGUCCUCCUCGACCCCGACACAGAUCGCGAGAACGCAGCAUAGACCGUCCUAGGCGCUCUGGCCAGCCGCGCUCACCGGAGUUCCGGGGAGGCCCCAGGGAUCGCGAGCUCGCCCUGGACUCUGCUCCGUCCCAGAGUGCGCGCCACGGGCCCUCGCAUCGAGAGAUAGGCGACCGCCACGAUAGCGUCGGUCGCUCAAUCGGUACGUCACGCGAAUCGCCGCACUACAAGCGGCCUAGGAGUCCCGGUGUAUCGGCAGAGCCGUCCUCAUCGAAACGCUCAAGGAGGAACGACAGCCCGAGAAGACCUCGAGAACGCCUUCGAGCGGCUGCCCAAUCACCUCACCAUCCCCGCCGCCCUUCACCAUCUCCCCAGCGUGCUCGAUCUCCGUCUCGUCGCGAACGACGGCGCGCCAGAAACAGAAAUAGAGGACGGAACGCUCGGGAUCAGCAGCCACCCCGUGGUCGCUCGCGCUCUCCAGCCCUGGCUGGAGGAGACGCAACAGACGAUAAUCCCAACCUUCGCCCACUAGGAGAACCACGGUCACGAUUCCGUAGUCGGUCACCACCACCCGCAUCCCGAAGACGAUCGCUCUCAAGGCAUAGGUCUCCUUCCACAUCGAGGGGUGACCGGCAAACUGCGUCCUAUCCAGCUUCACACCGCAAGCCAAGCCCGGAUCCCGACUCGCGUAGACAGGGGUCAGUCUACCCACCGCCACGCUCUCCAAGAGACCGUAAGGAGUCGAGAUCCAAGCGACGGAACAGGAAGAGGGAUCAUUCGAGGGCAUCGAAAGGUUCGGAGUCUUUGUCUGGGGCAAAUAUCAUCGAGGUGAACAUGACUGCACGGGGAGGCUUCCGCCCAGGGCUUGGCCCUCAGACGCAUAAUGCCGCAUACCCUACGAAAGGCCACUAUGGAGGAUCGCACGACGGUCGACGCGUCUCACAAUCAUCUGGCCAUGGGACUCCUAACUCCUCCUUCCAAGGCUCUCCACCGCCCCAGUCGCCGUACGGCGGCAGUCAAGGAUGGGGCGGGCAGCAGCAGCAAUUCUCGCCGCACUCCCACUAUCAUUCGUCUUAUGCCCAGGGUCAUUUCUCGCCACACGGCCCAGCAGGCCAGUACCCUCAGCCUCAUUCUCCCUCCGUGGGACCCCCAACGGGGCCCAGCUCACAACAAUACCCGACGGGACCGACCCGCGGUGCUUAUAGAAGUAGUCCCGCAGGUCCUCGAGGGCCUUCCUUCAACUCUUCCCGAUCAGCGCAACGAGGCAACGCUCUAAAAGGCGGCCAAUGGCGAUCCAACUCCCAGGGAGGCAGCGGCCAGAGCAGUCCUAUGCCGGCAUCUGCUCAAUCCGAAAGCGGCCACGCUUCUGACGUCGAUACGGCAGUCGCAAAUCAUGAAGAUGACAAUCCUUUCAGGCCUUCCAAAGAUCUUCAAGUCGAAGAUACGGGCAAGGGAAAAGCAAGCGCCGAAGAUGAAAUGCCGCCGCCAGCUCGACCCCCUCCGACUGGACCGCAAGGCUCCAAGUUCAGCUUCGCUUUCAAGGCAGCCUCGAAGCCUGCAGUGGCUACACCGAAAGCCGAAAUAGCUUCAAAAUUCAAUUCCGCUCCUCAGAGACGCGAGGACCUUCGCAACGAAGAUAAGGACCGUAGGGAUUUGCCUCGCAGUGUCCCGACUGAACCUGCUUCAUCGCGGGCACGGUCUGAGUAUCGGAGUCGGCCCGAUCCCCCAGCACCUCCCAGGGCCCAACAACCACCGCGAGUCCGCAAGGUCAAGAAGAUCAUGAGACGCCCUAAAGCCCGUCCGUCUCUCCCCGAUGAUCUUGCUGCCUCCGAGUCAGUCUUCUUCCGAAAGCCCGGGAAUGAGUCGGUGGUAGGCUCAGGCACGUACGGUAAAGUUUUCAAAGGUCUUCAUGUCUACACCAAGAAGCUUGUCGCUCUCAAACGUAUACGGAUGGAAGGUGAGCGGGACGGCUUUCCUGUCACGGCGGUCCGGGAGAUCAAAUUGCUGCAGUCUCUCAAGCACAUCAACAUUGUCAAGCUCCAAGAGGUCAUGGUCGAGAAGAACGACUGCUUCAUGGUAUUCGAAUAUCUGUCUCACGAUCUGACCGGGCUCCUGAACCACCCAAGCUUCAAACUUGAUUCUGCACAGAGGAAGCACCUAGCCAAGCAAUUGUUUGAGGGCCUGGACUACCUCCACCGACGCGGCGUUCUCCAUCGAGACAUCAAAGCGGCCAACAUCUUGGUCAGCAGCGAUGGCAUCUUGAAACUUGCUGACUUUGGACUUGCUCGGUUCUACGCCAAACGCCACCAGCUCGACUAUACCAACCGCGUUAUUACUAUCUGGUACAGGUCGCCGGAGCUGCUUCUAGGCGAGACGCAGUAUGGACCAGCGGUUGACAUAUGGAGUGCGGCCUGCGUCCUGGUGGAAAUUUUCACCCGCCACGCCAUCUUCCCCGGCGAUGGUGGUGAGAUUAAUCAGCUCGAGAAGAUCUACGCUGUUCUGGGCACCCCUAACCGUACGGACUGGCCGACCCUGACAGAUAUGCCUUGGUUUGAGCUCCUCCGACCGGGAUAUAAGAGACCCAACCUGUUUGCUGAGAAAUAUCGGGAUCGGCUAUCAUCUGCCGCCUUCGAUCUACUUGCCGCCAUGUUCCGAUACGACCCCGCGAAGCGUCCAAACGCCUCGGAAGUCUUGGAUCACCCCUACUUCACCGUGGAGGAGCCCGCCCCACGGCAAGCUACAGAGCUGGCAAAUAUCGAUGGCGACUGGCACGAGUUCGAAUCCAAGGCGCUGCGGCGAGAGAACGAGCGCAAGGAGCGGGAGGCGCGCCGAGCUGCUGCCAAGGAAAGCGGCGGAGGUGGCAAGGAUAGAGAGAAGAAGCGCGCGGCCGACAGCCUCGAGAACCACCGCGACACGAAGAGGCAGCAUAUCGAUGUGCCCCCACCUCCUCCGCCUCCUCCGCCUCCUCCUGCUGCUGCCGCCGAUCAGACCUCGGAACCCGCCCCGGCAGCAAAGAGCGGCUGA
Messenger RNA from Thyridium curvatum, 3201 nucleotides. RefSeq lists its product as uncharacterized. The transcript is spliced from 3 exons. Gene Ontology annotation, biological process: transcription elongation by RNA polymerase II; protein phosphorylation; positive regulation of transcription elongation by RNA polymerase II. Gene Ontology annotation, molecular function: cyclin binding; cyclin-dependent protein serine/threonine kinase activity; RNA polymerase II CTD heptapeptide repeat kinase activity. Lineage: Eukaryota; Fungi; Ascomycota; Sordariomycetes; Thyridiales; Thyridiaceae. Gene Ontology annotation, cellular component: nucleus; cyclin/CDK positive transcription elongation factor complex. The record is from RefSeq and is a predicted model, not a curated record. The coding region runs from base 1 to 3201 and encodes 1066 amino acids.